AUGAUUUUAUCAAGUUCACAAACUAUACCGAGAAAAAUAGAAAUAGAGAUAGAGAUAAAUCAUCGUUUUUCAAAUAGUAAAAACAAAAUUCUUGACAUGAAUCAUAAAAGACCACCAAAAGAAAACAAUAACCACAAUAAUAACAUGUGUGUUGUUUUAUUAUUUCUAUUUGUAUCACUACUAUUCAAUAACAUCAAUUUAACAAGAGCAGAUUUAACAGUUUCAGAAUUAAAAUCAAUUGAAUGGGUCACCAAACAAUACAAACUAAAACUUCCAUUUGAUCAAAGCAUUUGCAAUGGUACCUAUUCUACAAUGGUUACAUGCGUAACCGAUCAAACAACAGGAAUCACAAAUAUUAAAAGAAUAGAGAUGAUAACAGGAAAUACAAUUUCAGGAGACCCAGACCCCAAUCUUUUACAAUUUGAUUUCCCAAAAUUAGAAUACUAUCAAUCCUAUUCUGAUACAGGUCCACAAAAUGCAAGUUUAAAUUCCCUUGUACUUUUAAAAAAUUUACCUUUACUCUCUGAGAUUUUACAAUUUACAAAUGCCUAUCUAAAGUCAAUUCCAACCUUUUUCAAUAAUAGUGUUGCAUCUUUAAUCUCCAUUUCGGGUAGAUUAAAUUAUAUUGGUAUUGAUCCCUCCAUUCAUCUACCAAAUAUUAAAACAUUAAUUCUACAAAUACAACCAUUAUCGCCAUUUGUUAUCAAUGUUGGCACCAAUUCAUUCCCAUCCUUGACAGGCUUGAAUCUCAAUAUUAAUAGUGCUAGUAAACUUCAAGUUAUUAUCAAUAGUUUAAAUAUUUCAAACCUUUUAAUUUCUGCACAAGAUUCAGCUCCAAUGGAAUUUAUAUUGGGUGAUAAUUGUGAUAAUCUCCAAGAUAUUCAACUCUUAGGAUACUUUAACUUUUCAUCAGUUGAUUUAUCAAAGUACAAAAAUUUACGUACAAUGAGGUUUGAUUCUGAAUUAUUAAGUGAAUUGCCAUUUAGCAGAUUUCCUCAAGCAACAACUUCUUUGGUCAUACAAAACAAUGUAAAAUUAGUAUUUUCAAACCAAUUAAUACCACCCAAUUCAAUGACUGUGUUAGAAAUUAGAAAUUGUAGUAUGUCAAAUUUUCCAUUGGUUAAUUUUGCAAACCAAAAAGAUUUUCAUUUACGUCUAUUAAAUAGUCCAAAUCUUUAUAUUGGAGAUGUUCCUCAACAAUGGUGUCAGUUUUUAAUUGUAAUGGUUAAAAAUGUUGGUCAGAUUGGUACAAUCCCAGAUUGUUUUUAUUGUUAUGCUGGAGAUGGUAAUCCAAAUAUUGAUUUCCCCUUGACAGUGCCACCAGGAUUUGUUUGUAAUGUAACAUUUGAUAGUUUUAAUCUUGUCUCUAAAAAUCGAGUGUAUUCGGUCCAUGGUAACAAUCUAGGAUGGGGGUAUCCUAUUGGUUCACCUGCUAUACCAAACAAACAGAUUAUAUAUACUUCCACCUUUAAAACGGGUCCACCUUAUCCCGUUUCCAUCCCAUUUGCAGGAAAAAAUUACACAUUUACACUUGUAGAGGCAGGAUAUAUUUUAAACAGUGUUGGUGUUCGUCUAAAGACAGUUGGUGACCCUGAACUAUACAUUCGAUUGUUUAGAAACACCUAUCUAAACUAUACAAUUACAAUCACACAGAAAAAUAUAUCUUGUAAUGUUAUAGGUCAUACUGCCGAUAGUAUUACUUGUACUUUUCCAAAAGAUACACUUCUACUUCCAUUAUCUCCCUUUUUCUAUUUUAAUAUUAAAAAUGAUUAUUUAGAUCAUACUCUUACUUCAAUUUUUGAUUAUCCAACAGUAACAUCAGUAAAUUAUACAAUUGAAGGAAGAAUUUUAAAACUUUAUGGAAAUUAUGGAUCACCUGCUACCAUUUCACUUGAACCUGUUAUUGUUAAAGUUUCAGAUUCCAUCGAUUGUAUUGUAAAUAAUGCAUUUAUUACCCUAAUUCAAUGUACUCUUUCAUCAGUUCCACCUCCAGGUCCAGCAACUUUAUUUGUUAGUGUCAAUGGAUCGGAAUUCUUGUCUUCAAGUUUAUUAAAUUUUGGACCAGCCAAUAAUAAUAAUGGAACAUCUGCACAAGAUCUUUGCAAAGAACAAACUUUUAAUUGUUAUGGUCAUGGUCAAUGUGACCAAAAUGGUAUUUGUCAAUGUAAUGAAAAUUAUAAUCAAAUUGAUAAUUGUCUAACUAAAUUUGCAAAUACAACAAUUAAACCAAAUACAACCAAUCCAACAGUAAAUUUUGAUAUUGAUGGUAUAGAUUUUGAUUUUGAAAUUUAUUCAAUUCAAGAAAUUAAUUAUGAUGGACAAUUAAUUAAAGAAUUGUCAUUGUCUAGUGAAAUAUGGAAUGUUUCAAUCAAUAGUGAUAAUAUUACAACAUUUGCAAAUUAUCAACUAGAUACAAAUAAUAUUGUCAGCAAUAAUUCAAUGUAUCAAUUUCUUUUGGUAUCUUCAGAUAUAUCAUUCUCUUUGAUUACGAGAAAUAUUACAUUUGGUGGUACACAAUUAAUUCUUUUACCAAAUGCAAUCAAGGUUGGAUUUACUAUUAAAUAUUGGCCAUACCAAUCAAAUGUUGCAACACUUCGAGUUGUUUUCAAAUCAAUCAUUAAUAAUGAUCAAUCGAUCUUGUUUGAUUGUGAAAAACAAUCAAUUAAUAGUUUUACAAAGGACAAAUUAUCAGAAUCAAUUCAAUACCUAAGAGUGGUAAAAGAUAAUAUUCAAUUUAAUGGUAGAUUUAUUGAUUUUGUUGUAUCAGAUGGUAGAAAGACCUAUUCAAAAACAGAAUUAAUAUCUCAGACUCUAAUUGACAAUUCAGAUGAUCAAUCAAUUGUAUUAAUUGGAAUCAAUAUACCUCAAUGUCAAUCAUGUCAAUUAGAUCCAGAUUUUACACCAUUAAUAAUUGACAAGAGCAGCAACCAAACAUUUUAA
Molecule: messenger RNA, 2940 nt
Organism: Cavenderia fasciculata
Lineage: Eukaryota; Evosea; Eumycetozoa; Acytosteliales; Cavenderiaceae
Product: EGF-like domain-containing protein
Exons: 11
Coding region: 1-2940 (979 amino acids)
Biological process (GO): carbohydrate metabolic process
Molecular function (GO): hydrolase activity, hydrolyzing O-glycosyl compounds
Source: RefSeq, a predicted model, not a curated record